Molecule: messenger RNA, 939 nt
Organism: Epinephelus lanceolatus (giant grouper)
Lineage: Eukaryota; Metazoa; Chordata; Actinopteri; Perciformes; Serranidae
Source: RefSeq, a predicted model, not a curated record
UCACUGUGAACAAUGAGGACCAUUUUUCUUCUCUGUGCCACCUUUGCUCUGAGCCUUGCAGCAGAGCCAGUAAAGGAGGAGCCAGCUGCUCCAGAAACACACCAAGAUGGGUCAGUCAAGAUGUUAGACAGGACAGAGGAGAAGGAGGAGGAGGUGAUAGAAAAGAUUCAGGGUGAUGCCAAGCGGAACAGCUGCCCGCCCGGCUGGUCCAAAUAUGGAUCCAGAUGUUUCAUCUACAUCCACAAAGAGGUGCCCUGGGUAGAUGCAGAGAAAUUCUGUGUGCGUAACGGUGCCAAUCUCGCCUCUGUGCAUAACCCAGGAGAGUAUGAAUUCAUCCAGGAGGUUGUAAGGGGGAGCACAGGGCGCUUUCCUCAAGCCUGGAUCGGCGGGAAUGAUGCCAUAAAGGAUUUUGUUUGGCUCUGGAGCGAUGGGUCAGGGUUUUAUUACCAGGAUUGGAGCAUGGCUGAGCCUGACAAUCAUGAAAACAGCGAGAAAUGUGUUGUGAUGAACCGACCAGGUACAGUAACACUGUGCGAUAACAACCUUCACACUUUCGUGAAACCAGCUCACUCUUUGCAGGGAACAUAUCACUUCUAUAAUACUAACUGUAACUCUUCUGUCUCGUCUGCCUCUCAGAUGACCUCCUGUGGGGGGAUGUGAACUGUGAGCUGAGGCGUUCCUUCGUCUGUGGAACAAGACCAGUUUAAGUAGUCAGAAUGUAGAAAUUCUUAUUGCAGCUGCUGAUGGAAAAUCAUAGAGUGAUUUCCUGUAGUUUAGUUGGAGGGGCACAAGAUACUGGAUCACACAACAAUGUCAGAAACAUACAAAAAAAUUCUAUACUCAGUCAUCAACUACUAUAAUCUAACAUCCGUUUCAUAACAGCAGUCACGUUCAGUGUGUUGUUUGUCUAAAUGCUGUGAAAAAAUGUAAAAAAAAAUG